AUGCAUGUGCAAGGAACCAUGGCUAUAUCUCCCCUGCUCUUUCUCCUUGGAGUUCUCUUCUCUCGAGUAGCCGCCUCUGAUAUCUCUACUCUUCUCUCCACCCUUUCCUCAUCCACAGAGGUUUAUUAUCCUAGCGAUGCCAAUUGGACCAACACCGUCCAGCGAUGGACCGCUUGGGAGGAACCCACCUUCUCUCUGGCCAUUAAGCCUGCCUCCGUUGCUGAUUUGCAGGCGGUGGUCAAAUAUUCUUCCAAUCAUAAUGUCCCCUUUUUGGCCAGUGGUGGAGGCCAUGGAUACAGUACCUCUUUCGGGGCUCUUCAAGAUGGUCUCAAGAUUGACCUGGGCAUGUUCAAUAGUGUCGCUAUCGAUACAAAUCAGAACACUAUGACCAUCGGUGGCUCUGCUAAAUUCUCCCAAGUGGUUGGACCUCUCUUCAAAGCAGGAAAAGAGAUUCAAAUUGGCUCCUGCCCUUGCGUGGGGAUGGUGGGUGCUACCCUUGGAGGUGGUGUUGGUAGAUACCAAGGCCUUCACGGCCUCAUUCUCGAUGCUUUGAAAUCGGUCCAGCUCGUCACCCCUACUGGCGAUCUCAUCACCGUCUCCGCUUCGCAUAACGAAGACCUCUUCUGGGGCCUUCGUGGUGCUGGGUUCAACUAUGGCAUCGUCACCUCGGCCACAUAUGAAGUUUACGACCUGACGAACGACGGCAAUGUAUUCCACGCCGACUUCAUGUUUCCUGCCAGCCUCAACGAAACCUUUUUCAACAUUCUGGCCAGUUAUAUAACCUUGCCGGCCGAUCUGUCCUUGUAUGCUUUGGCCAUGAAUUACCCUUCCGUAGGACCCGUUAUCCUCUUCAAUGCCGUCUACCCCGGUUCCAAGCAAGAAGGGCUCAAUCUAAUUGCCCCCUUUCUCGACCUGACCUAUAUUCAACGCAACAUCUCCAUGAUCAACUGGGAUGCAAUCAACGAAGCUGCCGGGUUUGGACUCGUCACAGAAUUUUGCGCCAAGGGCCAAAAGCACGAUAUGUGGGCCGCUGGCGUACGCUCAAUUGACGCAACGACACACAUCAAUUUCUUCGACAAGCUCGUCCAAUUUUGGAAUGACUAUCCCUCUGCCUCGGGAAGUGCCUGGCAGGUGGAGUUCUUUCCCAUCCAGGCCGUCACUGCUAUUGCAGGUGACUCCACUGCCUAUCCCCAUCGCCAAAUCAGUGCUCAUGAAAUGUUUACAUUUAGCUUUACCGAUAGCUCCAUCGGCGAUAAGGUAGACGACUUUGGCCUUUCCGCGGUUAAGGCCUUCAACGCUACCAGCGGAUUUGAUGAUCUGCACAUCUACGUCAGCUAUGCCCAUGGCACCGAGGGACUAAAUGCUAUGUAUGGUGCUGAAAAGCUGCCUCGGUUAUUAAAUCUGAAGAAGAAGUGGGAUCCCAAGGGUCUGUUCAGCUAUAAUAAUGGAUUGCCUCACUAA
Molecule: messenger RNA, 1461 nt
Organism: Penicillium mononematosum
Lineage: Eukaryota; Fungi; Ascomycota; Eurotiomycetes; Eurotiales; Aspergillaceae
Product: FAD-binding oxidoreductase
Exons: 5
Coding region: 1-1461 (486 amino acids)
Molecular function (GO): oxidoreductase activity; FAD binding
Source: RefSeq, a predicted model, not a curated record